ACACACACACACACACACGGCCUCCUUUUUGCAUCCGCUCCCGCCUCGCUGCCCUUCCUGUACCGCUGCUCUCGCUUGGCCAUCCUCCAUCAUGAACGACCUUGAGGACGCCUUCGGUGGGCUGGAUUUCUCCUCGUCCGACUCGGACGGCUGUGACGAGGGCGCGGCCUCGGUCUCCCCCUGUCAGCGGGCGUCCUCGCAGGCUGCCAAGUCGAGUUACCUUCCCCUGCUUCUACGCCCGGGCUGGUUCAUGCCCGGCAACGCCGACCAGGCGACCUGCCGUCGGGCGGUCGGCGCUCCAGCUGACCGGCCCCUGGGCGCAGGCCCCCAGGACGAGGGCCAGUCGGUCCUGUCUCGGAACCGCCUCAACGCGGCCUACCUUCGGCGAGCCUUCGAGGCGCUGGUUUCGGUGGUGCCGCUUGCUCUGGCCCAACUCGAGCCCUUCGCCAAGGAGUCGGCUGCGGUCAGUCUCGACCGGCAUGAGGCCCAUCAGCUAGCCCUGCAGGAGGCCCCCGGCGCUUCGGAGCGUCUGGCACAAAUCCGCGCUCGGCAGCGCCGCCUGGCCCUGCGCUUGGUUUUGCCAGUGCCGGGGUACUGCCCCACGACACUGGCCCCGGGGGAGGAUUUGCAUGGGCGCGCCGCCGAUGCCACCCCUCUGGCACUGAAUCCCCCGCACAGCCUUCAGGCCCUGGAGACGCUUGUCCGGGCCUGCCUGAAGGCUCUGCCGGGGAUUGCCCCGCCGGCAGCCCGCCAGGACACGAUGACCAUGGCCCUCUACCUGGGGGUUGGAGCUGUGGCACUUGCCGGCCAGGGGCCCUACUUCGCCCCGGGGAAUACCUGCACCGAUGCGCUGGAGCUCCUACGCUUGGCCGAGGCGGCUGGCAUGGACCGGGCCACCGUGUGCAUGGUGGCCCUGCACCUUGAGGCCCCGGCCGGAGCGCUGGCGGUUGAAACCCUGAUCCGGAUGCCGCGCCCGGUGGCCGAGUCCAUCGCCCCCCUGCUGCUGAGUAUGUGCCGGCUGCGGCAGCAGCUCCUGGGCCCCGAGGCAACCGGCGGUCUGGCCCCCGGGCCGGGUCGGCUGCGUGCUCUCGUUUUCCUCCUGCUUGACUACUACCUCGCGCUCCAGGCGCAGGCGCAACUCCCGGCGCUGUGGCUGGGUCUGGCCGACGCGGCAUCCCUGCUGGCCGAUGCCGGGGCUCACAUCUGGCCGGAUGGCUCGCCCACGCGGGUGGCCCUGCGCUGCGUGCGCGCCCUGGCCGAGUGGAGCGCACGGCCGCCGCCGUCCUCCUUCCGGGCAGCCGGCCUCGGUGAGGAGGGCACCCGCACGGCUCUGGGCGGGCCGCUGGCCCUCCUCUCGCGGGCCCCGGUCAGCUGUGCCCAUUAUCAGGCCCCUGACUGGGCACGCGUCCGGGCUGGCGAGGCCGUGGAGGAGGCCCUCCCUGCCAGUCGGUGGGAGUCACCGAUAGCCGAAGCGGCCUUCAGCCCGGCCCCCGGCACGGCGGUCCCUUCAUGCUCUUUGCCCAGCCGCCCGGCGCACUUGGAGGCCCUGCGGGCCGGGCUCCUGGCCGGUGUCCGCCUCUCCUCGGCUGCCACCACCAGCGCCACGUCCACACACGAGGGCCUUCUCCUGGGUCUCGGGUGUGCCCUGCUGGCAUCCUUGGUGGCCGACGUGGUUCAGGCGCCCCCGGCCGACGGGCAGUCAGCCCCGGUGGCGGCCUCCGCCGCCCCGGCCAGUGAAUUUGAGUAAGUCCGUCUCACUGUGUGUGUGCGUGCCCCCCAGGCGGGAUCCACGGGACGGACACAAAAAUAGACCAAUACAUCGUGUAAUGCAC
Messenger RNA from Fonticula alba, 1832 nucleotides. RefSeq lists its product as hypothetical. Bases 92 to 1747 code for a protein of 551 amino acids. The transcript has 3 exons. The record is from RefSeq and is a predicted model, not a curated record. Lineage: Eukaryota; Rotosphaerida; Fonticulaceae.